CUACCUACCAUGCUCUGAGGACCCGGGGGAGCGCAAGAAGCCAGCUCCCGGCCAUCUCGCACCUCACGCCUCCCGCCUCGCGCCUGGGCGUUCUCGCGAGGUCCGCACGCGCUCGCCAGACGGCCAGGCGCGCGUGCGCAGCUCGGACCUGGCGGGAAGGGGCAGGUGCUGGGAGGGGCAGGUGCUGGGAGGAGCGGGACCCGCGACAGUUAGACCGCGCGCGGCGGACCUGGCGGCGGGGGCCCAGGGAUGCCGCGGCUCCUCUGCGUGUGUCUGCUGUCGCUGGGGCUCCUAUUAUUUCGGUUCUCCCGUGAGCUGAGCGAAAUCAGCAGAGCUAGGAGGCUGUGCGGCAGGCACCUCCUGAAGGAAAUAAUAAAACUCUGUGGCAAUGUCAACUGGAGCUACUUCGAAGAGGAAACCCCCAUGCCACCGCUGUUUCCCCAGGACAACAAGAUUGAAACCUUCAUCCCAGACCGGUGGGAAAGCUCCCAAACCACUUUCCCGGCUUGGGCGAGAGGCACUAACCCAGUCUCUACUUCUGCCUCUGAGGAAGAAGUGAUAAACAGUUUGGAGAUGUCAUCACUGCCUGAGUAUAGAUAUAUAAGGGCCAACUUGCCGCCUGAUAAGACAAGAGAAUUUUCCUCAUCAAAAGAUACCAAUCAGUAUAUUCAUGAAAUUUCAGAAUUUCAGAAGAAAGAUACAAACAAAAUUAAAACCUUACGCAAUGUGUUUUGGGGGAAUCAUCCCCAAAGAAAACGCAGAGGAUACUCAGAAAAGUGUUGUCUUAAAGGAUGUACAAUAGAAGAACUCAGCAUCGCAUGUUUUCCAUAUGUUGAAUAUAAAAACUUACAAAAACAAGUACCAUCAUUUGUGACUGAGAUCUACUAACCAUCAUAGGAAUUAUACUAACUUAAUAAAAGCUUAAUAUAUUUAUUUUACUUUAUUUUUGGUAAUUGUCCUUGUAGGUUCUUUGCUGUGAACACCAUCUAAAAGUAUUUGCAGGUACUUAGCAAUACUUUACAGUAACAAUCUUUGGUAAUUUUGUUAACCCCAAUUUUUCAUAUAUUUUAUAUUUGAAGAUGUUACUGGAGGUGCUUGAAACUCUCUCAGGCUGCAUUUAAAUGGAUUAUGGUAUGUUCUGCAUUCCAUCUCUAUGACAUACAGACUGAUGCCCGGUGACUAUUAAGCUCACCCCAGUAUGCCAGUGAGUCUGUCCCACCAUCUUAACAAUAGCUAACCAGCUACCACUCCUAGUAGGAGCCCUUAUACUCUAAUAGUAAGUAUUCUUUUAAUUCCUUGAGUUUUAUUUUAGUAACCGGUCAGAAAUCUUCUGUUUCUACUGAGGACUUAAAGAGAGUUCAGUGAAUGUCUCUAACUUGCAAAAUCUCUCCAAGAUCCACUGCUUUGAAGGUGCUGAUAUAAUGUGAUACUCUGUUUUGGCUUG
Ailuropoda melanoleuca (giant panda) is the source of this 1444-nucleotide messenger RNA. It is a transcript of the gene INSL6, whose product is annotated as insulin like 6. Gene Ontology annotation, cellular component: extracellular region. Bases 250 to 888 code for a protein of 212 amino acids. The transcript has 2 exons. Gene Ontology annotation, molecular function: hormone activity. The record is from RefSeq and is a predicted model, not a curated record. Lineage: Eukaryota; Metazoa; Chordata; Mammalia; Carnivora; Ursidae.